This is a messenger RNA of Pelobates fuscus (common spadefoot toad), 6515 nucleotides long. It is a transcript of the gene ADCY6, whose product is annotated as adenylate cyclase 6. The transcript is spliced from 23 exons. Gene Ontology annotation, molecular function: adenylate cyclase activity. Gene Ontology annotation, biological process: adenylate cyclase-activating G protein-coupled receptor signaling pathway; intracellular signal transduction; cAMP biosynthetic process. Gene Ontology annotation, cellular component: plasma membrane. NCBI's taxonomy places the organism in Eukaryota, Metazoa, Chordata, Amphibia, Anura, Pelobatidae. The coding region runs from base 1 to 3720 and encodes 1239 amino acids. The record is from RefSeq and is a predicted model, not a curated record.
AUGCAGAAGGGCCAAGCUGUGCGGGAAUGUGCUGGAGGCAAGCGUUUGGAGAUCUACCGGUGCCCUAUUGAGAUCUCUCCUAAUCCCAAUGUCAUUGAAUUAACAAGCUCUGAAUCAGAGGUCCUCUCCCACCUCUCCGGCCGACGGAAUAAAUGCCGAGUAUCACCCACCCAGCCGGGAGCUUCUGGGAAGCUGCCACCUCCCACACAGGAGAGCAGAAUGUCCUGGUUUAGCGGCAUCCUUGUUCCCAAAGUGGACGAGCGAAAGACGGCAUGGGGGGAGCGCAACGGAAAGAAGGGCAAGCGCAAGAACAACACUUUGUGUGGCCCUCGUUACAUGAGUUGCCUUCAGGACCCUGAAAUGGAGAGGAGUAGCCGUAACAAUUUUAGCCUCCGUUGCACUUGGCAAGAGGACCAUUAUGGAAAGAAGGGGGCUGCUGGUGGUGACUUGGGUCUCAAAAGUGUAGCCCUGGGUUUUGAGGAUGGGGAGGUUAAAAACUCCAAAAUGGGCUCGGCGGAAGUAGUGGGCAUGGAAGAUGGGGAUCGGCACGUGACCCCAAGGGAAUGUUGGAUAAGAUUUCUGCAAGUGUUCCAAUCAAAGAAGUUCCAGUCUGCCAAACUAGAACGCCUUUACCAACGCUACUUCUUCCAGAUGAACCAGAGCAGUCUGACUAUGCUAAUGGGUGCACUAGUGUUAGUAUGCCUGGUGAUGCUGAUAUUUCACUGCACUCAUGGAGCGUUUAAUGAACUGUAUGUGUCUGUACUUGCUGUGGCCAUGGCCCUUUUUCUGUCACUAAUGGUGGUCUGCAACCGAAAUGGCUUUCACCAAGACUAUAUGUGGAUUGUCAGCUACGUAGUUAUUGUAGUGCUUUUUGCAGUGCAGAUUCUUGGUGUUUUAAUGGUCACCCCACGCAGUGCCUCUGAAGGGAUUUGGUGGAGUGUCUUCUUCAUUUACAUCAUUUAUACACUGCUUCCUGUGCGUAUGAGGGCAGCUGUGUUGAGUGGAUUGAUUCUGUCUGCUCUACACUUAAUUAUUUCAUGGAGGCUUAACCUGACAGAUGCUUUCCUUUGGAAACAGCUAAGCGCCAAUGUGCUGAUCUUCCUGUGCACAAAUAUCAUUGGAAUAUGCACACACUACCCUGCAGAGGUUUCCCAGAGGCAGGCAUUCCAAGAAACGCGUGGGUACAUACAGGCGAGACUGCAUCUCCAAAGAGAGAACCAGCAACAGGAACGCCUUCUCCUGUCCGUAUUGCCACGUCAUGUAGCUAUGGAGAUGAAAGAAGACAUCAACACAAAAAAGGAAGACAUGAUGUUUCAUAAAAUCUACAUCCAGAAGCAUGACAACGUCAGCAUUUUGUUUGCAGACAUUGAAGGAUUCACCAGCUUGGCAUCACAGUGUACUGCACAGGAAUUGGUCAUGACACUGAAUGAACUGUUUGCACGUUUUGACAAGUUGGCAGCGGAAAACCACUGCCUGCGGAUAAAGAUCCUGGGGGAUUGUUACUACUGUGUGUCUGGACUGCCUGAGGCCCGAGCCGAUCAUGCUCAUUGCUGUGUGGAGAUGGGUGUGGACAUGAUUGAAGCCAUCUCGCUGGUGCGAGAGGUGACUGGUGUGAAUGUUAACAUGCGAGUUGGGAUACAUAGUGGUCGUGUCCACUGCGGGGUCCUUGGCUUGCGCAAGUGGCAGUUUGAUGUCUGGUCCAAUGAUGUGACCUUGGCCAAUCACAUGGAAGCAGGUGGCAAAGCUGGAAGGAUACACAUUACAAGUGCAACACUAAAGUACCUAAAUGGAGAUUAUGAGGUGGAACCAGGGCAUGGGGGUGAGAGAAACGCGUACCUAAAGGAACAUAAUAUCAAGACUUUCCUGGUGACUGGCUGCAGUCAAAAGAGGAAAGAAGAAAAGGCAAUGUUGGCUAAACUACAGAGGGCGAGAACGAACUCUAAUGAAGCACUCACCCGUGUCUGGGUACCUGAGAGAACGUUCCCACGAAACAAAGGCUCAAAGGCUUUCCGUCAGAUGGGCAUUGAUGAAUCCAGCAAAGACAACCGGAACACACAGGAAGCACUGAAUCCUGAGGAUGAAGUUGAUGAGUUCCUUGCUAGGGCAAUUGAUGCUCGGAGUAUUGACCAACUACGGAAAGAUCAUGUGAAGAAAUUCCUUCUUACCUUCCAGACACCGGACCUAGAGAAAAAGUACUCCAAGAAAGUGGAUGAUCGCUUUGGUGGCUAUGUGGCUUGCACUCUACUGGUCUUUUGCUUCAUUUGUUUUAUUCAGAUUGUGAUAUUUCCACACUCCCUUGUUAUGCUCGGAGUCUACACCAGCAUCUUCAUCAUUCUGGCUAAUAUUCUCUUUGUGUGUGCAGUGUAUUCUUGUAUAAAGCUCUUUCCAUCGGCCUUACAAAGGAUAUCUCGGAAGAUUGUGCAGUCGCGUUUAAACAGCACCCUGAUUGGGAUCUUUUCUAUCUUGCUAGUAUUCACAUCAGCCUUUGUGAACAUGUUUGCCUGUAAUCACCAGAGCCUUGUUGAGUGUGCUGCUGAAGAACUAAACAUCAGUUCGGACUCUGUCCGUGCCUGUCACAUUCAUAUCUUAAACUACAAUCUGACCAUGGAAUCUGCCCCAUGUGGUUCUGACCAACCAACAUGCAACUUUCCUGAGUACUUUAACUACAGCAUCCUUCUCAGUCUGCUGGCCUGCUCCGUCUUUCUGCAGAUUAGCAGCAUAGGAAAGUUGGCACUAAUGUUGUUCAUCCAGAUACUCUAUAUCAUCAUCGUAGAGGUACCCGAGGUCGCCCUCUUUGACAACUACGACCUGCUUGUGACUGCUAAUGCACUCUCUUCUAAUCAGACUCAGGAAGGCGAGGAAUGCAUCGAGGUUGUCAGCAAGAUUGCUCUGAAAUAUUUGACGCCAGUCAUCCUGACAGUGUUUGUACUGGCUCUAUAUCUUCAUGCCCAGCAAGUGGAGUCAACAGCCCGACUGGACUUUCUGUGGAAACUACAGGCAACAGGGGAGAAGGAAGACAUGGAGGAACUUCAAGCAUAUAAUCGGCGUCUCCUCCACAACAUCCUGCCAAAAGAUGUGGCUGCUCAUUUUCUUGCCCGGGAACACAGGAAUGAUGAAUUAUAUUAUCAGUCCUGUGAGUGUGUGGCGGUUAUGUUCGCUUCAAUCAGCAAUUUCUCUGAGUUCUACGUGGAACUGGAGGCCAAUAACGAAGGAGUGGAGUGUCUGCGUUUGCUCAACGAGAUCAUCGCUGACUUUGAUGAGAUUAUCAGUGAAGACCGGUUUCGUCAGCUGGAAAAGAUUAAGACCAUUGGUAGUACAUACAUGGCGGCCUCUGGACUUAAUGAUACCACCUAUGACAAGGAAGGAAAGUCACACAUUACUGCACUUGCUGACUACGCAAUGAAGCUCAUGGAACAGAUGAAAUACAUAAAUGAACACUCUUUCAAUAACUUCCAGAUGAAGAUCGGGCUCAACAUCGGGCCUGUGGUUGCUGGAGUAAUUGGAGCUCGUAAACCCCAAUACGACAUUUGGGGAAACACUGUGAAUGUAGCUAGUCGAAUGGAUAGCACUGGGGUACCAGACCGCAUUCAGGUUACUACUGAUCUGCACCAGGUGCUGGCAGCCAAAGGUUACCAAAUGGAGUGCCGAGGGGUUGUUAAGGUCAAAGGCAAAGGGGAAAUGACCACCUACUUCCUCAAUGACGGGCCAGCCACCAGUUAGCAGGAAUCUCUGAUUCCUGGGGAUGGAGGACCAGAAGACUCAUCCGGACCCCAUUCAGAGUACCAAGAACGAUAAGGAAGUUAUCUAAAUCCCCAGCAGCAGUGCAGGUGCAUGGGGGAAGGGCAGUGCCAAAGCCCCGCACCUGAGAUGCAGAGCUUGGCAGCAGCGUGUUUGUGUGGUGCUGUGCCCCGUGACUAUGCUGCCCUGGUACAGAGCUCUGGCCAGCCCAGGAGUCAGGCUCAACCAUACUACGUAAGCAGAAGAAGCAGCUUUCACCCUGGCACUUAUGAAAAUGCUCACAGGCGGUACUUGCAAGUUAUUUAUUGUGAAUGAGAUGUUUCUAGAUUUUUUUUUGUUUUUAAUUUUUUUUUCUUUAUUUUAUUGGGUUAAACAAAGCAAGAGAAUGAUUUGAAAAAAAACAGACUUGCAUUAAAAAAACAGCAACAUACUUUAAGCUUCUCUAAAAAAAAAAAAAAAAAAAAAAACUGACCAAAGAGCCAGAAGUACGAGCCACAGCAGGGAGUACAUUUAUAUGCGCUGUAUGUUUUCUCUUGUGGGUUAUGUGACCUGUCUCCAGCGGUUUGGUAGAAGUGAGAUCCACGGGAGCCAAGCAGCACCGGCAGAGCUUUGCAAGAACAUCUACAUCUCUGCUACUGAAUUGUUACCUCCCAGUUCACAUGUGCCCAUUACAAAAAAGAAAUCCGCAUUCACUUUCUACACCUUCGGACUCUGGAUUCUGAAUACUACAUACAUAGGACUCUUGACGGGUUUCAGGAAAGUGCAUUUUAACUAUUGUUUUUUCAUUUUACGUUCUCACAAGGAAGUGCUUUCGACAGACUCUCUGAGGUCCCCUUGCAUCCUGAGAGAGUUGCAUGGGAACCAUAUACUGAAAACAGACUUCAGCAGUCUCUGCCUUUUGAUCUCUUCCCUCAACUGCCUCAUUUUCCUUGGAAUGACUGAAGCAGAAACAGAGGAUUGAGAAGACUGCUGGACUUGCGUCUUUUUAUCUUCUGGUUCAUUUUUGUCCCACUGUGAAGCUGUCAGAAUUUUUGUCUCAUUUGCCAAAAUCAAAUCCAACCUGUUGAUGAAGAAAUCUCUGGUUUGGAUGAGGGAUAUAUACCUCCUACACUAGAGGGCAGUGCAAAGACAGCAUUAGGUACUAGCUGGCCUGUUACUUCCCAUGGCAGCAAGUAUAGCCCAGCACCUUAUUCCCAAAAUUGUAGCUUUGGUUCACUGUAAAAGAUGUGUAAGCAUAAGAUGGCUGAAUCCAAUAGUAGUCCUAACUUCCAUGGCGUAUGCUUGAAGCUAGCUAGCUUUGUGCAGUAUUAUUUUACUCGUCUCUAUCAGUUAUUGAAAGCCUUCCAAAACAUUUGUGAGGCUGAGUUUUAAGACUCCGAUGUACUUAAUUGGAUAACAUAGGGCAAGGUGUAAUUUUAAGGCAGUGCUAAGGAUAGUCAGAACGUUGAUACUGAAAAUAAUUGACCUGCAGAUGUUUUGGGGUUUAGUUUUGUUUUUUUGUUUGUUUUUUCAUCUUCACGUGUAGGCAUUCUUUGGCCUGAUUCUAAUUCUGCACAUUACAAGGUAACCAUUAGUGUUUGCCAUUAAAUGCCCCCCUUUGCUCAAUAUUUUAGUUUUGUAUCACGCGCCAGAUUCAUAUAAAGGCAUUAAUGCCACAGGAGAGAGCAAUUCUGUUUAUGGUGCCAAAGAAAAAAAAAAAAAAAAAGAUAAAACAGAAAAGUUCCACCUGUUAUAGUAGAUACAGUAAACACUGGCAUAUUGUAUACAUUGCAAAUAUGCUACAUUUGUUGCUUGUCAUGGUUCCCACUCUGACACUCUCUCUCUUUGCAGAGUAGCUUAACAUCAACAAAGCAGACUACUUCUCUGUUUAGUUUCCAAAAAAGGCUUGUAAUUGCAAUACACACUCCCACCUAAUGCAAUUAUUUGAUUAGGAAAAGGAACACCUUGUACGUUAUGAGACGCCUGUAGAUACUGUCAGUGUGUACAUAAUAAAAGAAGGCUGGGUUAUAAUUAACAUGUUCUACAGCACUAUUCAAAGUGAUAGUGAGGGGUUAUAUGUAUGCAUCAUCUGUUUGCAGGCGUUAGAAUAUCUCUGGCCAUGCCGAACAUAAAUAACCCUCUUCUGCCAUUCAAAUAAAAAGGGUACCGUCACUUGCCAGAUUUUUUAUUUUAACUUAACCUCUAUAUUUAACAUAUAUUGUGAGGUGCGGAAAUUUUAAUGUAGAAAUUCACAAUUCUUUAUCCUGCAACUGGGUGAGUUCCAUCUUAGCUCCGUCAUCUUUUGUACAUGCAUACAAACUCUGUCCUGUGCAUCUAGCAAUUGGCAUAGAGAAAGCGUAUAGAGAAGGGGAGAAAUUAAACCAGAUUUCUGUCUUUCCUCUCCGUUUGCAUUUGCCCUGGCUGUGCCUGGACUAGAUUGUGAUAUUUUAUCUGUUCAGCCUUUAAUGUAAAUUUAAAACCGGAGCAUCAGAUGAAAAGGUUAACACAAGUUAUAGGUAAUUUUCAUUGUUUUACUCCAUGACGAAGUGACAGAUCCCUUUUUAAAUCGGUGAUCAUAGAAAAUGCUAGGUCAUCUACUGCUCCUGUGUUUCGUCCCCCCAAAUGUUAAAAUACAUCAAAGUUCCUUCAGAGGUGUAAACCAUUCUGAAUUGCAGUUUUUCCAACUCCUGCUAUAACGCUUUGGCAUUUCUACUAUAUUGCUAGAUUACUGUAAAUCAGUUGUUAGUUUGCCUUACAUAUUAUUUCCUGCAUUAAUACAAAGUAUGAAAUACUUUCUG